Egretta garzetta (little egret) is the source of this 690-nucleotide messenger RNA. It is a transcript of the gene NTN1, whose product is annotated as netrin 1. The coding region runs from base 1 to 690 and encodes 229 amino acids. Lineage: Eukaryota; Metazoa; Chordata; Aves; Pelecaniformes; Ardeidae. Gene Ontology annotation, molecular function: protein binding. The transcript has 6 exons. The record is from RefSeq and is a predicted model, not a curated record.
AUGGGGAAAGCAGUCUUCAUCCUGCUGGAGGGCUUCUACCGGGACCUCAGCAAGCCCAUCUCCCACCGCAAGGCCUGCAAAGAGUGCGAUUGCCAUCCCGUGGGCGCUGCCGGCCAAACCUGUAACCAAACCACGGGCCAAUGUCCCUGUAAAGACGGUGUCACCGGCAUCACAUGCAAUCGAUGCGCCAAAGGCUACCAGCAAAGCCGGUCUCCCAUUGCCCCCUGCAUAAAGAUCCCUGCCGCGCCCCCCACCACUGCCGCCAGCAGCACGGAGGAGCCUGCAGAUUGUGACUCAUACUGCAAAGCCUCCAAGGGGAAGCUGAAGAUCAACAUGAAGAAGUACUGUAAGAAAGACUACGCUGUCCAGAUCCACAUCCUGAAAGCGGAAAAAAAUGCUGACUGGUGGAAGUUCACCGUCAACAUCAUCUCUGUCUACAAACAAGGCAGCAACCGGAUACGGCGCGGAGACCAGACCCUGUGGAUCCACUCCAAGGACAUAGCAUGCAAGUGCCCCAAAAUCAAGCCCAUGAAGAAGUAUUUGCUGCUGGGCAACAACGAGGACUCUCCCGACCAGAGUGGCAUCAUUGCGGACAAAACCAGCCUGGUGAUACAGUGGCGGGAUACGUGGGCUCGGCGGCUCAGGAAGUUCCAGCAGCGGGAGAAGAAGGGGAAGUGUAAGAAAGCCUAA